UCUCUCUCUCUCCCCCCCAGUGAAACUACAAUAGUGUGUAAACUUUAAUGAGAUUCAUUUGUUUCUCCAUAUCUGCCCCCUCUCACCACAUAGAUCUCUCUCUUUCUCCAAAUAUUGUAAUACUCAUUUAUCACCUUAUAUGGCUUCUUCCCCCCUUGUACCACGGUAUAUUGCCCAUCAAUCAAUCUCUCCAACCCAUCCGUCGCUCACUCCAAAAUCGAUGAGACUCGUUUCUCACUGUCUCUCCAAACCUUAUAAGACCUCCCUGAAAUGUAAAACUUUGUUGUACCCAUCAAUCUCCCCGUCUCUCCAAACCUGAUAAGAUAAAACUCUCCUCCACCCCUCUGUUUCUCCCACUUCCCAAAUCGUAUACGUCCUCCUCUCUUUCUUUCUCGACUUUGGACUUUUGUACUGUAACUUUAUAAUAAGCAUCCCAACAUUUUGUUUGUUUCUCACGUGAGUUCAGACAAGAAGCCAAGGGGCCGUCCUCAAAGAAAUCAUCACGUGAAAUCCUCUCUCCUCCUCUAUCCGUCCUUUUCCAUAGGAAGAAAUGUAUGCAUAAAAAUAAUUCCACUACCCACAUAUUCUUGUGCUCUCCGAAUCUUGAUGUCUCCCUUUCUCCCUUUCUCUCUCCCUCUCUCUCUCCCCCCUCCCCCUCUCUCUCCAACUUUUGUCAGUGUCCUCCCCAAAACUGCAUAUCAACUCUCCAACUUGCUGUAUAUCAUCUGUUCUUCCAACUUCUGCGCUGUUGGAAGCAGCUUUGCUCUCAUCAACAUCAGCAGAAGUUGAAGAAACAAAAUUGAAGCUGUAAGCAGAAGAGAAGAGCAUGCUUUUUGAAGAUAUGUUUGAUUCCAAAAGUCCAAACUUUAAGCAAGAGUUUCAGACAGCAUGGCUGCAGCUAAGCUCGCCCUGUUUGUGGGAGGAUGUCAGCAUAGUUCUGCAACUUGGGUUCCUUGGAAUCUUCUUACUCCAUCUUGUACAAAAAAUUGUGGGCCAUUUAUGGAAACACAGGACAACAGUAACAGAUAAAGGCAUAGAGAUGUAUCCCAAUGAAGCAAAAGCCAGCUUCUCUUGCAAAGCCAGCAUAAUUUGUUCCAGUAUACUACUGGGGAUUCAUGUCAUUGUGCUACUAAUGCCACCAAAUGGAAGUGAGGGCAACUGCAAAUCUCCAAUCCUGGUUCUUUCAUCAGAGGUCAUGCAAGUGAUGAUAUGGUUGAUUACACUGAUUGCAGUAUGCAAGAUUUCGACUAAGAAGUAUGUGAAGUUUCCUUGGAUUCUAAGAACCUAUUGGCUAUGCAGCUUCUUGCUUUCUGUUAUCCACACGGCUUUUGAUGUCCAUUUCCUUGUUACAAACAAUGGGCACCUGAGAAUGCAGGAUUACACUGACUUCCUUGGUCUCCUUGCAUCAACCUGCCUAUUUGGUAUCUCAAUCAGAGGGAAGACAGGCACGGUUUUGAUCUCCCAGAAUGGCUUAGCUGAUCCACUUCUCAAUGGAAAAACUGAUAAUCAUUCAGAAGGCAAGACAGAAUCUCCUUAUGGGAAAGCUACUCUUUUCCAACUCAUUACCUUCUCUUGGCUCAAUCCCUUAUUUGCUGUUGGGAUCAAAAAACCCCUUCAGCAAGAUGAAAUCCCAGAUGUUGAUGUCAAAGACUCUGCUGAAUUUACCUCUCAUUAUUUUGAUGAAUGCCUGAAACAUGUUAGGGAGAGAGAUGGAACUACAAAUCCAUCUAUCUACAAGGCGAUAUUUCUUUUUAUCUGGAAGAAAGCUGCAAUUAAUGCACUUUUUGCAAUGAUAAGUGCAGCUGCAUCAUAUGUUGGUCCAUAUCUUAUUGAUGACUUUGUGAAUUUCCUAAGCAUGAAGAAAACUCGUAGCUUAGAGAGCGGGUACCUUCUUGCACUUGCCUUCUUAAGUGCCAAAACAGUCGAAACUAUAGCACAGAGGCAAUGGAUAUUUGGUGCCCGCCAGCUAGGCCUUCGCCUGAGAGCUGCACUGAUAUCUCACAUAUACAAAAAGGGCCUAGUUUUGUCAAGCCAAUCCCGCCAAAGCCACACUAGUGGAGAGAUCAUUAACUAUAUGGGUGUGGAUAUCCAAAGAAUGACAGACUUCAUCUGGUAUAUGAACACAAUCUGGAUGUUGCCAAUACAAAUUUCUUUAGCAAUUUGUGUUCUAAACAUGAACAUCGGUUUGGGGUCACUGGCAGCAUUAGCAGCAACCUUAAUGGUGAUGGCUUGCAACAUCCCCCUUACAAGAAUCCAGAAAAGAUACCAGUCUAAGAUCAUGGAAGCCAAGGAUGAAAGGAUGAAAGCCACUUCAGAAGUUCUUCGAAACAUUAAGACUCUCAAACUUCAGGCAUGGGACAGUCAGUUUCUUCAUAAGCUAGAAAGCUUGAGGAAAAUAGAGUACAAUUGGCUGUGGAAGUCGCUAAGACUGGGAGCACUUUCUGCUUUUAUCUUCUGGGGAUCACCCACAUUUAUCUCUGUGGUGACUUUUGGGGCAUGUCUUCUGAUGGGGAUUGAACUCACUUCUGGGAGAGUCUUGUCUGCAUUGGCUACUUUCCGAAUGUUACAAGACCCUAUAUUCAAUCUACCUGAUUUACUCUCUGUGAUUGCACAGGGUAAAGUGUCAGUAGAUAGAGUUGCUUCUUUCCUCCAAGAAGAUGAAGUUCAGUCUGAUACAAUCGAGUUUGUUCCAAAAGAUCAAACAGAGUUUGAAGUGGAGAUAGACAACGGUAAAUUCAGCUGGAACCCUGACUCAAGCAGCCCAACACUAGACAAAAUACAGUUAAAAGUGAAGAGGGGAAUGAAGGUGGCAAUUUGUGGGACUGUAGGAUCUGGGAAGUCUAGCCUGCUCUCUUGCAUACUUGGAGAAAUAAAAAAGCUGUCGGGUACCGUAAAGAUUGGUGGUACAAAGGCCUAUGUACCUCAGUCCCCAUGGAUACUAACAGGAAAUGUCAAAGAGAACAUCCUCUUUGGGAACCGAUAUGACAGUGUUAAGUAUGAUGAAACUGUUAAAGCAUGUGCUUUAACUAAGGAUUUUGAGCUUUUCCCCUGCGGUGACCUCACGGAAAUAGGUGAAAGAGGGAUAAAUAUGAGUGGAGGCCAGAAGCAAAGGAUUCAAAUAGCCCGAGCAGUUUACGAGGAUGCUGAUAUAUAUUUGCUUGAUGACCCAUUCAGUGCUGUGGAUGCUCAUACAGGCACCCAACUCUUUAAGGACUGCCUGAUGGGGAUUCUAAAGAACAAGACCAUUCUUUAUGUUACUCACCAAGUUGAGUUUCUUCCAGCAGCAGACUUCAUUCUGGUGAUGCAAGAUGGAAGAAUAGCACAAGCUGGAAGAUUCGAGCAACUUUUAAAACAAAACAUAGGAUUUGAAGUUUUAGUAGGUGCUCAUAACCAAGCUCUGGAAUCCAUCCUGACAGUUGAAAAUUCAAGUAGAACAUCGAAGGACCCAGUACCUGAAAAUGAAUCCAAUAAAGAUCCCACUUCAAAUUCAGAAAUGAUCCAUACUCAGCAUGACUCAGAGCAUAAUAUCUCCCUAGAGAUAACAGAAAAACAAGGAAGAUUAACUCAAGAUGAAGAAAGAGAAAAAGGAAGCAUUGGAAAAGAAGUUUACAUGUCAUAUUUGACGAUUGUGAGAGGCGGGGCUCUAGUUCCAAUCAUAAUCUUGGCACAGUCAAUGUUCCAAGUAUUACAGGUAGCUAGCAACUACUGGAUGGCAUGGGCUUCUCCUCCUACAAGUGAAAGUAGGCCAAAAAUGGGGUUGGAUUACAUACUAUUCGUGUAUAUACUUCUUGCUGUUGGAAGUUCACUUUUUGUGCUGCUUCGAGCCUCGCUAGUAGCAAUAACAGGACUUUCAACAGCACAAAAGCUCUUCGUGAAAAUGCUGCAGAGUGUGGUCCGGGCUCCAAUGGCCUUUUUUGAUUCAACACCUACUGGAAGAAUCUUAAACCGGGCAUCUAUUGAUCAAAGUGUGCUAGACAUGGAAAUGGCGAACAGGUUAGGCUGGUGUGCUUUUUCAGUAAUACAGAUUCUAGGAACAAUCGCAGUGAUGUCUCAGGUAGCAUGGGAAGUAUUUGUUAUCUUCAUUCCAGUAACUGCAAUCUGCAUCUGGUACCAACAAUACUACAUACCAACUGCAAGAGAAUUGGGCCGUUUGGCAAGCAUACAGCAAUCUCCAAUCCUACAUCACUUUUCUGAAUCACUUUCUGGAGCUGCGACGAUCCGUGCUUUCGACCAAGGAGACCGCUUCAUUCAUGCAAAUCUUGAUCUUGUUGACAACUUCUCAAGGCCAUGGUUUCAUAAUGUGUCAGCAAUGGAAUGGCUUUCUUUCAGACUCAACGUAUUAUCCAAUUUUGUCUUCGCCUUUUCAUUGGUUUUGCUUGUGAGCCUUCCUGAAGGGAUCAUCAAUCCAAGCAUCGCAGGGUUAGCAGUAACAUAUGGAAUAAAUUUGAAUGUUCUACAAGCUUCAGUUAUAUGGAACAUAUGCAAUGCAGAGAAUAAAAUGAUCUCAGUUGAAAGAAUUCUUCAGUAUUCAAAAAUUAAAAGUGAAGCACCUCUUGUGAUUGAAGAGUGCAGACCAGCAAAUAACUGGCCCCAAGUUGGAACAAUUUGCUUCCAGAAUUUGCAGAUCCGUUAUGCUGAACACCUCCCAUCUGUUCUCAAAAACAUUAGCUGCACAUUUCCUGGAGGGAUGAAGAUUGGAGUUGUAGGAAGGACUGGAAGUGGAAAAUCAACACUCAUACAGGCCAUUUUCAGGAUCGUUGAGCCCAGAGAAGGGAGUAUUAUCAUUGAUGGUGUGGACAUUUCCAAGAUAGGCCUUCAUGAUCUCAGAUCAAGGCUUAGCAUCAUCCCCCAGGACCCGGCAAUGUUUGAGGGAACAGUUAGAGGAAACCUCGACCCAUUGGACCAGCAUCCUGAUGGUCAAGUCUGGGAGGCCCUGGAUAAAUGUCAACUAGGUGAUCUAGUUCGGGCAAAGGAAGAAAAGUUGGAUUCAUCAGUAGUUGAGAAUGGGGAAAACUGGAGUGUGGGACAAAGGCAGUUGGUCUGUCUUGGAAGAGCAUUGCUAAAGAGAAGCAGCAUUCUUGUUCUAGAUGAAGCGACGGCGUCAGUUGAUUCUGCAACUGAUGGGGUGAUACAGAAGAUCAUUAGUCAAGAGUUCAAAGAUCGGACAGUUGUAACUAUAGCUCACAGAAUCCACACAGUUAUAGAUAGCGAUCUUGUUUUGGUCCUCAGUGAAGGGAGGAUUGCAGAGUAUGACACACCAGCAAAGCUACUUGAAAGAGAUGAUUCGUUCUUCUCAAAACUCAUAAAGGAGUACUCCAAGAGAUCAAAAGGUUUCAGCAAGUUGGCAAUAUCGACAUAAACAAACCCUGCUUCUUGGAAUCAAAACUUGGUGUGCUAUUUUCUCAUGAAAGGGACAUCAUAGGUUCAGGGACAAAUUGCCAAAGAGCAACUAGACCUUCAAAAAGUGUUUGAAUGAUCUAUCAGGCAUGACAAGGAGACGGGUUCAAUUUGGUAGACUGUGAAGCAGCGUUUCUGUUAGUGAAUCAUGCAAUAGGUAAUAACAAGCCUGAAGCUAUUCUCCAUGACAGUUUAACUUUAUGAUAUAAAUAAAGAAGGGUACUCUCCAAACCCUUAGUAAAAUUAUCCAAGAUCUACAAAGACUAUGAUAAGCAAAUUUUAUGCAUUAUUUUGACUAAAACGAGAAGUAGCUAGCAUUUAAUUGACAACUUAUGUUGCAUGGAUGAUUCAAAAUUCUCCAGGUUCUCAAACUUAAUGUAUUCUGAUUCCAUUAAGAUCUUUCAAUAGUA
Vitis riparia (riverbank grape) is the source of this 5807-nucleotide messenger RNA. RefSeq names its product putative ABC transporter C family member 15. The transcript has 11 exons. Gene Ontology annotation, biological process: transmembrane transport. Gene Ontology annotation, molecular function: ABC-type transporter activity; ATP hydrolysis activity; ATP binding. The record is from RefSeq and is a predicted model, not a curated record. NCBI's taxonomy places the organism in Eukaryota, Viridiplantae, Streptophyta, Magnoliopsida, Vitales, Vitaceae. The coding region runs from base 827 to 5359 and encodes 1510 amino acids. Gene Ontology annotation, cellular component: vacuolar membrane; plant-type vacuole.